Selaginella moellendorffii is the source of this 1266-nucleotide messenger RNA. Its product is annotated as peroxidase 2. Bases 83 to 1141 code for a protein of 352 amino acids. The transcript has 4 exons. Gene Ontology annotation, cellular component: plant-type cell wall; plasmodesma. Gene Ontology annotation, biological process: response to oxidative stress; hydrogen peroxide catabolic process. Gene Ontology annotation, molecular function: heme binding; peroxidase activity. Lineage: Eukaryota; Viridiplantae; Streptophyta; Lycopodiopsida; Selaginellales; Selaginellaceae. The record is from RefSeq and is a predicted model, not a curated record.
AAGAAAACAUCUGCAAAUGAAUCAAGCUGAUUGAUCCUUACCUCCUCGUUUCCUGUUUCUGCUUCUCGUGAGACAGGAGGUAAUGGCUGCAGCGAAGUCCGUCGUUCUGGUCGUAAUAUCAUGCUGCCUGAUUGCUGCGAGCAAUGGUAUGAAUUUUCCUUCGUUCUUCCCAAGAGAUAAAUUUGGUGGCUUUCCGUCGUUCCCAGCGCAAAACAUAUUUUCUCCGUUGAUGUUGGGUUACUACAAUCGUCCCGGAAUCUGCAAACAAAAUCCAGAAGUUAUUAUCCAACAAAUUGUAAAUGGUUCUGUUGCUGCCGACCGUACUUUAGCAGCGGGCCUCCUCCGGAUGCAUUUUCAUGAUGCUUUCGUCAGGGGUACUGAAGCUUCGGUGCUGCUCAAGUCUCCAAACAAUGACGCCGAGAGAAAUGCCAUUCCAAAUCUCAGCUUGAGAGGUUUCGAGGUGAUCGACGCAGCAAAAGCCGCGGUGGAGAAAGUUUGUCCCAAUGUAGUCUCUUGUGCUGAUAUUCUUGCUCUGGCGGCACGCGACAGUGUUGUAGCUAUUGGUGGACCUUGGUGGCCAGUUCCAACUGGUCGCCGCGACGGAGUCCAAAGUCAUGCCAGCGAGACGACGGAUUUGCCACCACCUUCUGCAAACUUCACUCAGCUUCUCAGCAUGUUCCAGAAAAAGAACCUCGACAAGGUUGAUCUUGUUGCCCUGUCAGCUGCACAUACCAUUGGAAGAGGUCACUGUGGUGCUUUCUCCAGCCGCAUUUACGAUGCCGCUGGUAACAAUGCUAUCGAUCCCACACUGGACGCAGCUUAUGCCAACAAGCUGAGAGGCUUCUGCCCGCCAAGAGAUACAGUAACCACCGUAGAAAUGGAUCCCAAUAGCAGCCUCAACUUCGACAGUCACUACUUCCAGGCGGUACUCGCAAAACAGGGCCUCUUCAAAUCGGACGCGGCGUUGCUUACUGACGCUGGUGCUCGAAGCCUUGUUCAAACGGGUGCUAGCGCUCCUAUCAUUUUCAAGUCCCAGUUUGGAUUCUCUAUGACCAAGAUGGGCAAGAUUGGCGUACUCACGGGACGUCCAGGAGAACCUCCGAGCCAAAUUAGAAAACAGUGCGCUUUUGUGAACCCGUAAAACGCCUCGUUCUAAUAAUUUUGUACUUCCGGUGCUGGCAACUAUUUAAUUAGAUGCCUGACCACCAGAACAAGAAGUUGUUAAAAGGAAAAAAAGGAAAAAAAGGAAAAACAGAAACAAAGAAG